CCUCCUAAGAUAGUCUAAAAUUAGACCUGGCACAGUGCCUCUUACACAGCCACUGGGUCAAACCUCACACCUGUGGAGUAGCUCAAGUCUGUGUCACAGCGAUCAUAUCAAGUCACAUGUUAAAUCUGUCAACCAUACAAUAUAUUAACCAGCCAAGCAAACACAACCUCUGCUAUAACAAAACAUUGUCUCAGUAGAACACUUAAUAGUUUGAGCUCGUUAGACUUCUUGUUUGGAAGAAAAUAAAUGGAUAAAAGUCGGAAAACCUCAACUUUUCGCCACAAGAAAGCUGAAGAUAUGGAAAAGCGGAAUGACCAUGGUCUCCCCCUCCAGGAGAACUUACAGCCUGAAACCAAAGCUGGUAAAACCAUCUGUACAAGGGCAAAGGAGAAGAAAAAAUUGCACAAACCUGACAGCAGUAAAGUAGGAGAACAAGUUACACCAAGAUCACAGAGUCAGCGGCCUACCGCUAAGAUCAUUGAAAAGCCAAAUGCAACAACAACCGCUAAAAUCAAGAAUAAAUCCUCUUCCACCACUACAGCCAAGAAGCCACCAUCAAAACAGACAAUGCGUUCAGUGAAUGGAGGUCCUGGGCAUUUGCCAUGUCCUAGCAAGGAUUCCGAGAGAGAAAUGGAGAUUCGGCUUCUACAGAUGGAAUGUGAUGAACUGAGAACCAGGCUGGGAUGUUUAAAGGAAGGAUUAAUGGGUCAGAAGCCAAGUGAUGUGGAACAGUUGCUCAAACAGUCCCAAAAAGAGCUGCUUUGGCUUCAGAGGCAACUGUCAUUCAUCUCCAAUGGAGGACCAGGCUGUAUUAUGUCCCCAGACAAGUUCAGAAAUGAUCUCCAGUGCCUGCCACCAUCUGUGCAACAUAGAACGUACAACCAGAUUCAUUUCCUAGAAGAGAAAUCGCGCCCUUUUAAAUCCGAUGUUACUGGGGUAUCUCCUGAGAAGGUGCACUGGAGUUUUCUAGAAGAUGAGUUAAAAGAUGCUGUUCAAGACAAGAGUCGCUUAAGCUUUCAAUAUGCCAGCCUGUCCCGCAAAGCAUUGCAGUAUGACCAGGUGAAGUUGGACUAUGAGCAGCUCAGAGAGACCCUUACCAUAGUCACCAAAGAACGAGAUUUGGCUGUGAAGGAGAAUUACCAGCUCCAAGCCAAACUGGAGAACUUAGAGCAGGUCCUAAAGCAUAUGCGAGAGGCUGCUGAACGGCGGCAACAGCUGGAAUUAGAGCAUGAGCAAGCUUUGGCCGUCCUCAAUGCAAAACAGCAGGAGAUUGAGCUUCUACAAAAGGCUCAGGUCGAAGCCAAGAAGGAACAUGAAGGUGCAGUUCAUAUGCUAGAGACCACUUUGGACAGCAUGCAGGCCAAAGUUCGGGAGUUGGAAGAGAAAUGUCGGACACAGAGUGAGCAGUUUAAUCUCCUCUCCCGAGAGUUGGAAAAAUUCCGUCAGCAAGCUGGCAAGAUUGACUUGUUGAGUGGCAACACAAUUGGUUCUUUUGAUGUCCCAGGUUCCCCCAAUAAAACUCUCACCCAGUUAAUGAAUGGAAUAGCCACCUCCAUUGGGAAAGGGCAUGAAAGUGCAUCUGGUAGCCGGUCAGUGAUUUCUGAGUUUAUUCGCCCACUUCAGAUCACAGGGGACAAGCCAGAGCAGUUGUGUGUCAAACCUACUUUCCUCUCAAGGUCACGGUCUACUAGCCCAAGGCACAGGUUUGAGUCCGAUAUGGAUAAUGAACAGAAUACUAAUACCUCAAAGCAAAGAUACUCUGGGAAAGUCCACCUUUGUAUUGCACGGUACAGUUAUAAUCCCUAUGAUGGACCAAAUGAAAACCCUGAGGCAGAACUUCCCCUGGUGGCGGGAAAAUACCUCUAUGUGUAUGGAGAUAUGGACGAGGACGGCUUCUAUGAAGGAGAGCUGCUAGAUGGGCAAAGAGGACUAGUCCCAUCGAAUUUUGUGGAUUUUGUGCAAAAUGAUGAAUUUCAUGUGUCAAGCAGCACCUUGGCCAGUGAACAGGAAGAGAAUUUCCUUAACCAUUCUGCACCGCUUCUUCAAGGGGAACACAAGUUGGAGAGUGCACCACCUAUACACAUAGAGUCCAGCAUGCUAAACAAUGGCACAGGGACCAUUGAUGUUAACAUUGAUGAGAUUGGAGAAGACAUUGUGCCUUAUCCUCGGAAAAUAACCCUUAUCAAACAACUCGCCAAAAGUGUUAUUGUGGGCUGGGAGCCACCUCUAGUGCCACCAGGCUGGGGUACUAUCCACAGCUAUAAUGUGUUGGUGGGAAAAGAGGUCCGUGCGACACUGAGUUUUGGAAGCAGAACGAAAAGCCUCAUUGAGAAACUGGAUCUUGCCACGGUUACAUAUCGCAUUUCGAUCCAGACUGUUACAGACCGGGGAAACUCUGAUGAGCUACAAUGUACUUUGUUGGUUGGGAAAGAUGUCAUUGUGGCACCUUCUCAUCUGAAAGUAGACAAUAUUACUCAGAUAUCUGCUGAACUCAGUUGGCUCCCCAGCAACAGCAAUUACAGCCAUGUCAUAUUCCUCAAUGAAGAGGAAUUUGACAUUGUGAAGGCUGCAAGGUACAAGUACCAGUUUUUCAACUUGAAGCCCAACACGACAUACAAGAUAAAGCUCCUUGCAAAGCCCCACCAGAUGCCAUGGCAGCUUCCUCUGGAGCAGAGAGAGAGGAAAGAAGCCUAUGCAGAGUUUACUACCCUACCAUCAGGACCCCCCAUACCACCUGACAAUGUUUCCGUGCACCCUGGCCCAACACCUGUUACCCUGCUAGUUACCUGGAAAGCACCAGUGCUGUCACCAACUGGAACCUCCAAUGGGGCAAAUGUCACUGGCUUUUGUGUGUACGCAAGAGGUCAAAAGGUUGCUGAAGUAAUAUUUCCUGCGGCGGAGAAUAUUGUUGUGGACCUCCUGAGAAUCCUCAAUCUGGAUGCCAGGGAAGUUACAGUGAGAACCCUUUCAGCACAAGGAGAAUCUGAUGACUCUUGCACUGCUGUUAUUCCACCUGAGUUACUGGUGCCUCCUACACAACACCACCCAAGGACUAUGCCCAAAUGUAAGCCAUUAGCAAGUGCUGGAGUGUCAGAUACCAAAGAAGAGCAUGUAUGCCCACACAGGAAAGUGGAUGAGUCUUGGGAAGAAACUCACAAUGUACCUCCAGUCCAUGGACAUACACUGGAGCCUCCAACAUCAAAUUUCCACAGCCCCACUCAUGCUAGGAGGUCUCCCUCUCCCCAAAGGAUACUUCCACAGCCACAGGGCACACCUAUUUCUAACACGAUGGCCAAAGCUAUGGCAAGAGAAGCUGCUCAAAGAGUUGCAGAAAGUAACAGGAAUGAAAAGAGAAGUUUGUUCAGCGAAAGAAGCAACUCAAUGCACUAUGCUAACUCAGACGAGGAGGAGGAGGAGGAUGGAUAUGACUCUCCCCGAAUGAAAAGGAAAGGUGCUUCUGUUGAUGAAUUUCUGAAGGGCUCUGAACUUGGGAAACAGCCACACUAUUGCCCAGGGGAUGAAUAUCACACAGAGAGUAGUAGAGGCUCUGACUUAUCAGACAUAUUGGAGGAAGAUGAGGAGGAAUUAUACUCAGAGAUGCAACUAGAAGAUGGAGGCAGGAGACGUGUGAGCAUCUCUUCUCACAACGCCCUCAAGUGCUCUAUGUCCAGCGCCAAAGACUCUGCUUUAAAGGAGCAGAUGGAUUAUUCCCCUCAACAUCAACACAGUAAAACACUAUUCAGUAUUCCCGAAGUUGCAGAAGAGGAAGGCGGAGAGCAUUCUGAUCUCUUGCAUAAGGGUGGUUCCUUAGGGAUGGCUUGUAAAGCCAGAACUAGGUCUAGUAAAAUGCCAAGGGCUAAUAGCCAAGAUGGCAGACAUCAAAGUCCAUGGCACAUUACUAAAUGUAAACACAAUGGAACUGCCCCUCCAUACUCGGAUGACUCAGUCUCUGAAGGGAGCAAAUAUGGAUCUCUCUCGAGAAGUCCAGACAGUGGCUUAGACUGUGGAAGUGAAGAAGAAGAAGCCCGAUACCACCUCAAGAAAAACUACUGCCCAGAUUCAAGAAGUACAGCAUGUGAGCCACAUCUAAACCAUACAUGUUCAAGAGACCCCAAGCAGAUGCUGACCCGCAGGAAAACUCUAACGAGGCAAAGCAUUGUGGAGGAGGAUUUUGGGGAUGUAAGCUUAGACCUUGUAGAGAACAGUUCUAAUUACGAGAAGAAUGAAGAGAAACCGUGUGUUGGGGAUUUAAAUAACAGAAUCUGCACAAGCCGGAAUAUACAUUUGCAGCAGAAAGACUGUAGGGAAGCAGUUCUGAGGCCAACUCAUAGAGAAACAGAAAACUCUCUGCUUUUAGGUAAUCAUGCCACACUGGCUCGGAUGAACAGAGGAGAUCCUCCAUCGCGCAGGUUCCCUCACGGCAGUGCAGUGCCACAGAGACCACGGCCGAUGAUGGUCCCGUCCAUUGAAAUUACAAUGGACAGUAACAGUGAAGGUGGUCGUUCUCGGUCAGGUAGUGAGGGAAAUAUUUCACCUGUAAAAGAAGAAUCUUAUUAUCCCAGCAUUGGAGGACACAGGAAGUGGUCUCUGCAGCGUACCAGGGCCUCUGACGAUAGAUACGAUAGUUAUGGCAGCCGGGAACAGCUUUCUUCAGAAAUGUAUGAUGAGUCUGAGACAGAUGGUGGUAUGGAGGAUUUCCCAGUACGGAUAUUUGUGGCACUUUUUGACUACGACCCAAGAACCAUGUCCCCAAAUCCUGAUGCAGCUGAAGAAGAGCUUCCUUUUAAGGAGGGUCAGAUCAUUAAGGUGUAUGGUGAAAAAGAUUCUGAUGGCUUCUACCGUGGUGAGAUCUGUGGAAGAAUUGGUUAUAUUCCCUGCAAUAUGGUCUCAGAAAUUCAGGCUGAUGAUGAAGAGAUGAUGGAUCAGCUCCUCAAACAAGGAUUUCUGCCUUUGAAUACCCCUGUUGAAAAAAUUGUCAACAGUGAACGUUUCAAAGAGAGCUCUCGCUCUGUACACCGCAGAUCCAGAAAGUCUAAACGAGAGCGAAACAGGAGGAGCGGAAGGCAACAUUCAGUGUCCACAAGGAGAAUGGUUGCAUUGUAUGAUUAUGAUCCAAGAGAGAGCUCUCCCAAUGUUGAUGUGGAGGCUGAGCUAACAUUUUGUACAGGAGAUAUAAUCACAGUUUUGGGGGAAAUCGAUGAAGAUGGAUUCUACUAUGGUGAAUUAAAUGGGCAUAAGGGCCUUGUCCCAUCUAACUUUCUGGAAGAAGUGCCUGAUGACGUGGAAGUUUAUAUAUCUGAUGCACCCUCAAGGUAUUCUCAAGAGGUUCCAGUUAGGACAAAAGUGAAAAGGGCCCCAUCUGAGAAUACAGGUACACCAAGGAGAGCACCGUCGCCAACAGUCCACCUUAAUUCUAUGUCACCACCAUCUUCAAUGGGUUCAGGAAGCCCAAUGAGAGCCAGAGAACGGUCCUCAAAAAAGAAAAAAGGUCUACUAUCCAAAGGGAAGAAGCUGUUAAAAAAGCUUGGAGCUGUAAAAUGAACCAUCCCAGAAAUAUUAAAGCUCCAACUUUCCUUUAGGAUCAAAUGAUUGCGUUCACCAUUGGAGGAAGCACUCAAGCAAAUUCUUAACAAAUAAAAUAUUAAUAAAGCAAAUACUAGCUGGCUAAUAAUCACACAUCAGAGAUAACUUUCCAUACAAUAAAUACAAAUCUUACAGAUAAAAAAAAAAAGAAAAAUAUCUCUGGCCUGGUCUUGAAACGUGUAGCCUUGGUGUUUUUUGCCUUACUGAUGCACAAUGAUUUAUAAUGUUCGAUAUGUACUGGAUAUUUAUUUGUAUGUUGUGUGCAUCCAGUCUUAUUCUACCUGUAAUACUGCAAAUUAACAAUUCAUUGACCACUGUCCUUUUCAAACUGGAAUCAUUCAUUCAAUCAUUCAGCCAACCAUACUCCAUUAAUUUGAUUCUACAUAGUCCAUGUUUCAUAUUUGGUCCAUUAAACAACAGUAUCUAAAACAAAUACUAAAUAGUAUUAUCAUCUACAGUCAAUAAAACAGGUAAAAAUAUGUAUCGGUCAAUAGAAUAAGUCCACUUAUAUUUUCAGAUUGGCAACAUUUAAAGUAUAAUCACCAUCUAGUCACAAUUUUGUAAUUACAGUCCAUUUGUAAGUUGUUUUUAUACAUUAUUUUCAGACUGCCUUUUUUUGUAAAAUGAAGGUUUACAAUGAAAACAAAUUAACACUCCCUUCAUUGUGUCUUUAAAAUGUACAUAAACUGUAAAAUACUGUUGUGCUAGAGUUAUGAAACUGAAACGUUCCUGGCCUCAAUGUGAUUAAAGUAUCGUGUGAGUGUGUGCAUGUGUACAUUUGAUGUGUAAAUUAUUUUAUAUAUAAAUAAAAUUUGAUAUUUUGUAAAAAAAAA
Molecule: messenger RNA, 6416 nt
Organism: Spea bombifrons (plains spadefoot toad)
Lineage: Eukaryota; Metazoa; Chordata; Amphibia; Anura; Pelobatidae
Gene: RIMBP2
Product: RIMS binding protein 2
Exons: 30
Coding region: 247-5541 (1764 amino acids)
Biological process (GO): neuromuscular synaptic transmission
Molecular function (GO): protein binding
Source: RefSeq, a predicted model, not a curated record